This is a messenger RNA of Oryza brachyantha (malo sina), 3093 nucleotides long. Its product is annotated as protein DETOXIFICATION 56-like. The coding region runs from base 147 to 1568 and encodes 473 amino acids. The transcript has a single exon. Gene Ontology annotation, molecular function: xenobiotic transmembrane transporter activity; antiporter activity. The record is from RefSeq and is a predicted model, not a curated record. Gene Ontology annotation, biological process: xenobiotic detoxification by transmembrane export across the plasma membrane. Lineage: Eukaryota; Viridiplantae; Streptophyta; Magnoliopsida; Poales; Poaceae. Gene Ontology annotation, cellular component: membrane.
CCUAAUAGUUGAUUUCCCAGGUGGCAUCCAUACAAUGUAUGUAUGCCCUCACUUGAUUAAUUAGUACAGUAAGCUGAUCAUAUGAUCCUGGUAUAGGUAGUGUAUAGUGAGUGCAUCCAAAGCAGCAGCAGAGGCAUUAAUUUGCCAUGGCCACGCCGCCGUCGCAUGACACCAAGACGUGGCCGGAGUCGGUGGCCAUCGAGUUUCGAGCGCAGCGCGGCAUCGCGCUCCCUCUCAUCGCCAUGAACCUCACAUGGUUCGCCAAGCUGGCCGUCACCACCGCCUUCCUCGGCCGCCUCGGCGACCUCCAGCUCGCCGCCGGCACCCUCGGCUUCAGCUUCGCCAAUGUCACGGGCUUCGCCGUCCUCACCGGCCUCUGCAACGCCAUGGACCCCAUCUGCGGCCAGGCGCACGGCGCCAGCAACGCCAAGCUCCUCCGCAAGACUCUGCUCAUGGCCACCAUCCUGCUGCUCGCCGCCUCCAUCCCCAUCGCCUUCCUCUGGCUGCACGUCGACGCCGUCCUCCGCCGCUUCGGCCAGCAGCCCGACAUCACCGCCAACGCCCGCACCUACGUCGUCUGCCUCCUCCCGGACCUCGCCGUCACCUCCUUCCUCAGCCCGCUCAAGUCCUACCUCAGCGCGCAGGGGAUCACGCUCCCCACGCUCUUCAGCUCCGCCCUCGCGCUCGCGCUCCACGUUCCCCUCACCAUGUGGAUGGCCAGGACCAAGGGCAUCCAGGGCGUCGCCUCUGCCGUCUGGAUCAGCGACCUGGCCGUCGCCGUCAUGCUCGCCGCCUACGUGCUGGCCUCGGAGCGGCUGCGCAAGGCGGCCGCCGGAGGAUGGCUGGAGCAAACGACGGGCGACUGGCUGCGGCUCCUGCGGCUGGCCGUGCCGAGCUGCCUGAACACGUGCCUGGAGUGGUGGUGCUACGAGAUCCUGGUCCUACUGACGGGACGCCUCCCGGACGCACGGCGCAUGGUGGGGGUGAUGGCGGUGACGCUCAACUUCGACUACCUGCUGUUCGCGGGCAUGCUGUCCCUGUCGGUGAGCGCGUCGGUGCGCGUGUCGAACGAGCUCGGGGCGGGCGAGGCGGGGGCGGCGCGGCGCGCGGGCAUGGUGUCGAUCGUGGGCGGGGCGGUGGGCGGCGUGGCGGGAGGGGUGGCGAUGGUGGCUUUGCGGCGGCCGUGGGGGUGCAUAUACAGCGGCGAGGCGGGCGUGCGGGAGGGGGUGAGCAGCGCGAUGAAGGUGAUGGCGGUGCUGGAGGUGGUGAACUUCCCGCUGAACGUAUGCGGAGGGAUUGUGCGGGGGACGGCGAGGCCGGCGGUGGGCAUGUACGCGGUGCUCGGCGGCUUCUACGUGGUGGCGCUGCCGGUGGCCGUCGCGCUGGCCUUCAAGGCCAGGCUUGGCAUCGACGGCCUCCUGCUGGGCUUCCUGCUCGGAGCGGCGCUCAGCUUGGCGGUGCUGCUCACCGUCAUCGCGCGCAUGGAUUGGGCGGCCGAGGCCGACAAGGCGCGGAGGAGGGUCCACGCCACCGCCACCACCACCGCUGCCACCGGCGACGCCUGUUAAAACUUAAAACUAACAUGCAUGCAUCGCCUUCACCAUUGUGUACAUGGAAGCAGUUUUUUAGUCAAGUUUUAUGAAAUUUUCUCGUCGUAAUUCGUGUUAAUCAGUACACCCAUCCAGACCAAAUUUUAAUUGAGAAAAGAAUGACUUUGUAUGAAUACUAAAGAAUACCUUUUGAACUAGAGAAGUCAACAACUCUCUAUCUAUAAAUCUAUCUGUCUAUCUAUAUAUCUAUCUACUCUUAUGGUACCCAUAUGUUUGUUCAAAUUUAAUUUUGGAAAUCCUAUUUAAGUAAAUUAAACAGGUGUAUACGCUAUAACGACCCCUACAAGAAGGAUAACGAUGUCAAAGAUGGCGGCAUCGUCUGAUCGGUCUAAACCGUCCAUAGCUUUAGCCAGCUGAGUUCCAUCCAGGCCUACACAUUUACCGACAUGCACCUCACGAAGUCCCGGCAGUGCCAACACGGCUCCGGACCUCGCUGUUGAGCGCACCGCCAACGCAUCCUCUUGCAGCACGCCUCAUGCCCCAGUCGCCGCCCUGUUCCCUCGGUCCACCCGCGGGAGCCUCCGAGAGCUCCACCGUUGUCGUCGUUGCAGAAGAGGGCAACGGGAGGCGGAGAGAGCAGGCCCCAUGCACAACGACGAUGAUGACGCUGGCGCGAGCGUGGCAGCAUGGGGAUGCCCAGACUGGCCGUGCCCCCUCGCUGUCCAGAUUUGGGCCGGCGGGCGUCCGCCGCAUCCCACCAUCCAGAUAUCCGGCUCGCCACCGCCCGAGUGUCGUGGUCAACAGAUCUACGCGUUGGAGUGGCAGAUCCAAUCAUCCUCAACUUCGCACCAGCGACUGCCAUCCUUUUCUGUUGCUUCCUAGUCCGGUGCUCUUCCACGCCGCUGAGACGACGUCGGCGCGAGCGAGGCGGUGUGGGGACGCCAAGGAUGGCCGAGCCCUCUCGCCGUCCAGAUCUGACCCGGUGGCGUCCAUCGAUCACCGCCGCCCUGAAGCCGUAGGUCGACGGAGCUGCACCUUGGGGCGUCGGAUCCGGCCAUCCCCGUCUUCACGCCACGGCUACCAUCCCCUUCCGCCGCCGCCCGAUCCAGUGCCCAUCCGCGCCGUGCCGCCCCUGUCCUUGAGGACGGCGACCACCACUGGAGGAAGCCUCGCCAUCGCCAUCCUUGCAGCUGCUCGGGCAGCGGCGAGGCAGGGAGGCAGGCCUAGGUGCGGCGGCGGCGGCGGCUGCUGGCCUGGGCACCCACCCAUGUCGCCCUAGGGCUCGGGUGACAUGGGGGUCUCGGGUUCCACCACACAUUUGGCGCUUUGUCCUCUUUGUUAUAAUUGAUAGAGGUGUAUGUUUACCUCUUUUCAUUUGAAGGUGAGGAUGAAUCUUCACAAACCUUAACUUGAGAUCAAACUUCUAGCGACUCAGCACGACCUUAAGAGCUUACUAGUGACUCCUAAUCGUUUAGGAGACCUUGAUCUCCAAGAGUAACAAAUAUAAUCAAAGAUUUGCUUGCUAUUAACUUAAGUGCUCAAA